Molecule: messenger RNA, 4875 nt
Organism: Aspergillus calidoustus
Lineage: Eukaryota; Fungi; Ascomycota; Eurotiomycetes; Eurotiales; Aspergillaceae
Source: the annotation of a GenBank genome assembly
AUGGGAGUCAGCACCCGAAGGCCGAUCCUGCCAGCCCCCACAGAAUCCAUUGUCGACACCGUUGGCAGCAGCGUUACUGGCACUGACUUGGGAACUGACAUAUCUCGCCGCACAGACAAGACAUCGUACUCGAUUCCCGACGACGGGAGUCCCGUCACAAUUCCCACCCGACGGAAACACCGCUCCCGCGGGGAGGAUUCCAAACUGUCCCGCUCAGGGCACCACUCCCAGACCUCCCUGCUCAUCGAGUACUUCGAGGGCGGGAAGGGAGGGUCUGGCGCUAUAGUCUCCCGCCCCAGUGUUCGGGUCAGGGUUACCCCGUCAUCGGGGAAGAAGUCCAAAGAGCCGAGUGUUCACAUCACCGACUCGAGCGGGAAUCGGAGACCCUCGUACUCGCGCCGCAUUUCUUUCGGCUCCCCGUCAAAACAGAAAUCAGGUGGCGAGGCUGCUGGCGAUGACCUAAGUUAUACCUCUUCCGCAGAUGAAAACCAACAUUCCGGACCGGUGGAGAUCGAACUUUUGAAUCGCGAGCAGGGCAGCGAGCUGUCUGCUGUAUCUCGCGACCGCCGAUACCUGCCGACUUCGGAGGUCUCGUCUAUGCCUGCGGAUAGCAUGCUUGACGCUCCAUCAUCCGGCUUACGCCGCAAACGCAGCCAAAGUCUAGAGAGGGAAUUUGAAGAGCCCGAUCAGAAAGGUUUUCUCAAAACACCAAGCCGACAGAGAAGUCGCAGUCUGAGUACGGAGAGAAUCGCCCAACGCGCCGCUGAGAAAGUCAGUAACUACUCUCGCGAGGCCUCAAGCAAACGCCGGUCGGAAAAGAACCGGGGAAUCGACUACCAGGAAGUAGACAUCAAAUCUCCCCGCCGCCGAGGCUAUACGAAAGACGACGACAUGGCCAGUCCCGAGUCUAGUCUGCUUAGCGCGUCCGCUGUUUCGUCACACCGUCGCUCUGGUGACCAGUAUUCCUUCCGAUCCAACACAUCCAAAUCUUCCUUGAACAAUCCAAAGCUUCUCGAGACUGUAGAAGAUGCCAUUCGAAGGCUGAUUCUGCCAGAACUCAAGGAGCUCAAGAAGGAUCAAAAAGUGAUUUCCAAUACGUCAAAGUUCGAGCGCGACUUGAACACGCCGUACUCAUCAACAAGCUCCCCAUCCGGUGAAGGACUAGUACGGCGGCUUUCGAAACAUGCCAGUGCACCAAAUGUUCGGAAGCCUAAGGUUGUUCUCAACAAAGACAGCCAAGAUGAAGGGAUACUCCUUGCUGGUGACUCGGUUUCGUCUCAAAAGGAGCGUAGGGCUAGCCGGGACAGCGAGAUGACCUCGGAGACGGGCUAUGUCAAAGGUCUUCGACCAGAGUUGACUGAGCAAGAUAAGGUUCGCCGCCAAAGAAGCAAAGGGCUACGCGACGCCGAAAAAGCUGCCAUUGUCGGUAGCCGUUUGACCGCUGCCAACCUCCAUCACCAUGAGUCAAAUUCGAGUUUAGACAAGUACGAGGGCCGUCGUGAUAGCGAACCUAAAGGUAUCAACGAGACGGAACUGGUGUUCAAGAGGCACAAUGUGGCUCCUAUGCCCCUCCGAAGCGCCAUCGAAUCCGAUCUGAUGACCAGAGACUCGAUUCUCUCAGACCAAACACUGGAACCCGAGACUCCGGCCGAAGAUGUGAUGCGAUCAUCCCCUGCACACACACCAGUUCGCAGUCCCCUCAGUUCACGCCAUGACCUAGGACUAAAACACAGUAACAUGUCCAGCCACAACUUGUCUAUCCACAGCGCCUCCGAUCGGGAUUGGACUCAUUCGCCUACCGGCGAAGCAGCAGCUGGCGCUAUCGCAGCAGCGGCAGCAGCUAACCUGCUGGAUUCUCCCUCUGCUCAUCGCGAUCUUGAUUAUGGUGACCAUCUGAGCGUCAGGCGCGCCCUUAGCCCCAUUCAGAGUGUGGCCAGCAACCAGAGCGAGUCUCACGUUAGGCAAGGUUCCACUCAGCAUGUUCCGCAAGAGUUCUCUGGAGAUGAAAAGGACAUGGAGCCUCGUCUCUCGAUCGAAUCGCUCUCUUCGGCCCCUAGCACGAGCCUUGCAAGAUCUAAGCGGCCGGGAGGCAUCAGCGCUGAAAGCCAGGACGAAAUUCUCCGAAACCAGCAAACAGCCGGCCCGGAGCUUGGCUACGAGGGCUCAUCUAUCUUGUCUCCGCAGACAGCAGGAGAUAAACACUGGGUAGAGGAAUCCGAAGAAGAGGAGGAUCCCUACCGGUACUCCGUGGCGGAAACCGCCAGUACCGACGCCAAACAUAUGACCAACUACACCGAUGACAGCGAAAUUGACUUUGUCGAAAAGGCAAACCAAGGUCGUCCGGUUGCGGAGGGCAUUGGUAUCAAUCCUCAAUUUGUCCAUCCGUCAGCCGUUGAGUCAGCGGUGGCUUCAGUCCUUGAUCCGUCAAUCUUAGACACGAAGUCAAAUCAGUCCGGUGGAAGUUAUUCGCAUUCUACCAACACGUUUGUGCAGCAUGAAGGUGGCAGCACGAGAUCUUUGGGACAACCAAACGAAGUAGCUCAGACGUCUCGGCGCGGCAGUCCUUUAAAGCAACGACAAGAUGCCUCGAGUCCUGACGCUACCUCCUUUCCUAGGCGCAUGGGAGUCACAUCGCCACCACAGAGCGUCACGCAGUCUUUAGACGAUCUUACUGACCCCGUUCAAAUGUUUGCUGGCAAGCACCGCGAGGGUGAAAGUCCUGCUCUUCAUGAGCGCGAAUUGAGCCCGGAAACCGAGUCAGAAAUCAAUACGAAUCCGUCUAUCAUUCAAGGUCCGAUCGGAGGCGUUGCCCCUGAUACUGCCUGGCCUUAUAACCCCUCAUCAGCGAAGGGUCAAUCCCCUCUCUUUGACAAUACCGCUGCUGUCGCUGCCACCGGUGCAGGUCUCGGCCUGGCUGCCGGACAAUCGGGGUAUGAGCAUGAUUACUACCCAGAAGAUGAGUACAACGCUGGCACAUACGAUGACCAGCAAUACGCAAACGAGCAUCCGUACAGCACACCACCAGGCGCCAAAGACGAAGGUUACGUGUCGGCAGCUAAUCCACUCUCUCCAAGUCCCCAGCAAGCUAGCAAGGGCUUUGGGGGCAUUGACGCCAAUGGGCUUGGUCUGUUUGCUAGCCCAACCGGAGGUGAGGACGAAUUCGGGACAUCACAUCAACGACACUUUAGCGGUUACUCCCAUGGGGUCGAAUCUCCUCUCUAUGACAGUGCAACAGGACGAGGUAUCGAGCGAAUCCAGUCUAAAGAUAUCGUCGCACUCAUGGAUCAUCUUACCGUUCGAGACGCUCAGCGAAAUGCACGAGAUACAGAGAUCCUGGUGACUCUUGUUCGAAGUGCCGCUGAAAUGCGCAACUCUUUCGAGGAGAUGAAGAAGUUUAUCGCCCAACAAGAUGGCAUGCUACUGGAGGCCAACGACCGACAGCACGAGCGAACUUACAAAGCUAUAGGUGGCCCUCGCCCACUACCCGUAAGUGGCAGUAAGAGCACUCGGCAGGCUUCCCUGGACGAUGCCGAAGAUUUGCCUGCGAAGCGAAAGAACCUGUUCAAGCGUGCGCUCAAGGGCUUAAGCCUCAAAUCCUCGAACGACUUGACCAGAAUUGAAGAAAUGCUUGAACAGCUUCUGGAUGAAAUGGAGGCUCUGCGUAGCAGUCAGAAUGACGUGCUUCGUAGCGGCAACCGAGGCCCAGCCAGCAUCGAUCUUGAUGGCUAUGAGCCUGAGGGCAUUGCCGGCACCUCUUCCCCUGGGGAUCAGUCCGGUUAUCUUUCCAAUUCCUCCCGAGCGGCGCCCGAAACGCGAGCGACUGGACAACGGAGAGACAUCGACACCCGUGUCAGCACGGUUCACGAAGCUGACGAGGAUGGGGAAAUCGACGAACGGGGAGAAUUUCUGAGCCCGCAGCUGCCAUUACAGGAAACUGGAGACACACAACAGGCGAGGGCCGGAUCCGUACCCCUUUCAACACCCCCACGAACUGCGGCUGCAUCGGCCGCCCUCAGUCAUAGCAAUGAGACAACCCCAAAGACGAACGACAAGUCACGGAAGCACAAAUCCAGCAGCUCGUCAUUCUUUCCCAAGAUUUCUCGUUGGUCAAAGACCACAGCAUCUUCCAUGGGUGACAAUAUCCGCAACAGCAUGCAACCCGGUCGCAAAGAGCGGGUGUCGUUUGACACGUCACGAUCCGGAUCUGAUCUCGGAAAUGCCGCCUAUAAGACGACAGAUUACUAUGAUCCCCAGGGUGAUGACAGGAUCCGCUCGAACUUGACCCUCGAUGAGGGGCUUCAGCACCAGGAGAACAGGCCUCCAUCUCCGUUGGUUCCAUCUCAGGUCUCCGAAGCGCCUAAAUACAGGGCGCAUCGGGACAGCCUCGACAUGCAGCAUCCUCAGCCUCGCCAGGGUCCUACUGGGCGCUAUCAAUCUCAGCUGGAGUCUCAGGCACAAAUAUACGGGGCGCCUGCCAAUCACUCAGAUCAAUGGGGUUCCAACCCUAGCUUCUCUGCUCUGAAUGGGAACCGAAGAUUCAGCGGUGGAAGCCGUCUCUCUCCGAUCUCUGAUGCAGGCUACUCUGACUCUAGUUCGCGAACUGGGCGACAGGGGCCUCCGAGGCCACCGAAGAUCAAGGAUGACGGACCUUUGUUUCCAGAAAGGCCGCCAAAGAUCAAGGAGGAAGAACAGUCUUAUUCGGACCGGGUUGCUUCACGGAGCUCUGCUAUGAAGUCUCCCCGUAGCACACCGCCUCCUCGAAAGCCUACUGGACCCCGUCCUUUGAACUCUGGCAGUCAGUACAACAGCCCUAGCAUGCGACGGAAGAACUACCGGGACAGCCCGGAGCAAGUUGACGACGAGCACGACUACUAA